AUGUCUGCCGAACGACGAUGGAACCAGAGGCGCUUCCACCUGGAAGAGUCGCUCACGCAGAACGGCGGCGCGCGCACCGUCUUCAUCGAGUACAUGACGCCCGGCACAACCGUCCCGCCGCACUACCACACCCGCUUCUCCGAGACCUUCGACCUGCUCGAGGGCUCCAUCACGGUCUACUCGUCGGCGCAGGCGCCGACCGCGGCAGGGGACGAGGGCGCCGACCUGGACCUCCUGGAGCGGUCCGCCCAGACGCUCAGGCCCGGGCAGGAGGCGCCGACAGUCCCGCCCGGGGCGUACCACAAGUACCUCGUGGGCGAGACGGACACGGUGCUGCGGGUGGUGGUCUCGCCGGGGGACGCCGGCUUCGAGAGGCUGCUGAUGAUCCAGAACGGGCUUGCCGAGGAUGGCGAGCUGGAUUCGAUGGGCGAUAGUGUGGUGCUGACGGCCGUGAUCAUGGGCUUGGCCGAUGCUCAUCUCCUCGGGCCGGCCAAGGCUAUGUUGGAUGGUGUCUAUGCGAGCCAGGGGCAGGAGAUUGAGGACUUGAAGGCACGGCUACUAUCCAAGUACGACAAUGAGGAAAACUUGAAGAAGCUGUUGGCGAAAGACUAG
Messenger RNA from Diaporthe citri, 612 nucleotides. RefSeq lists its product as uncharacterized. The transcript is spliced from 3 exons. The record is from RefSeq and is a predicted model, not a curated record. Bases 1 to 612 code for a protein of 203 amino acids. Lineage: Eukaryota; Fungi; Ascomycota; Sordariomycetes; Diaporthales; Diaporthaceae.